This is a messenger RNA of Acytostelium subglobosum LB1, 1134 nucleotides long. RefSeq lists its product as hypothetical. Gene Ontology annotation, cellular component: cytosol; nucleus. Gene Ontology annotation, biological process: protein deubiquitination. The record is from RefSeq and is a predicted model, not a curated record. Lineage: Eukaryota; Evosea; Eumycetozoa; Acytosteliales; Acytosteliaceae. The transcript is spliced from 3 exons. Gene Ontology annotation, molecular function: cysteine-type endopeptidase activity; cysteine-type deubiquitinase activity. Bases 1 to 1134 code for a protein of 377 amino acids.
AUGCUUCCUGUCACUCUAACUGGUGCAUCACAUUGUCAAUGGAUAUGUCAGCUGCUGCUACCUCAAUCAACAGAGUUUGAAUACAUAUAUGUAGUUCAAGGUGGUAGCGGACAGGCUGUCACCUGUCGCGAGGACCGUGCACGUCGGUUCACAUCACCCCAGCUUCUGUCACAUGAUCAUCAACACCAACACCUAGUCAUACACAAUGAUAGUCCACUUCGUAUAUCCAAUGCCCGAGCAUCAUGGAUCACAACAGGACUAGUGGGCCUCGAGCACAAAGACUUUAACUGCUCCCUUGUAUCCGUGGUCCAUCUCCUUUUCAACUUCCCCAAGCUUAGACAGCGACUGAUAGACACUCCACAAUACAAAGGCAGGCCAUAUAGCAGUUGUCUGUCAACUAUUUUCAAGGAUAUGGAGCAAGGCCAGCAAACGGACUUGGCUGGUCUGCGGUCAUUGGUGGCACUCAGCUCUGAUGCUGGCGAGAUACUCAAUAUCAUACUAUGUGAAGUCAUUGAUGAGAUAUCAAGGAGUAAUAGUGUCCUCGACAACAACAACAUGGGUAUUCGCCACAUGUUUGAAGGAGACCUUGCCAAGACAGCGAUCGUCUUGGACAGGAAUGGCAACAUCGAGUCGGUUAAGUCACACAGCGAGAAGUUUGUCAAUAUCAUACUGCCAGUGCGCGGCUUUGUCUCGCUGGAGGAGUCGCUCAAGGUCUACCAGCACAACAUCGAGCAGGUGGGCACGACCACAUUCGAGACGAUCGUGGCCUUUGACAACAUGCCCGAUGUGUUUGUCGUCCAGCUUGAUCGCGCGCAUCAACAACACGAUCAUCAUCACUACACCAAGGUCACAAACCGCUUCUCAUUCCCCAAGCGAUUCAUCCCUGUCAAUCAGACUGUGUACGGGAUCAAGGCGAUCAUCUGUCAUCAAGGCGACUCGCUUAACGACGGACACUUCUUUGCCUAUGUACGUCGCGGCAAGCAAUGGCUCAAAUGUGAUGGCGUCUCCAUCGAACAAGUCUCUCGCAAGAUGGCCUUCUACGACAGCUUUGGAGGCAGUCCAAAUGAUGGACAAGCAUAUAUACUUGUAUACGAGAAGCAGGAUGGCUCUCCAACAGGUGCCCCUGCUCCAUAA